This is a messenger RNA of Penicillium vulpinum, 2121 nucleotides long. RefSeq names its product mediator of RNA polymerase II transcription subunit 17. NCBI's taxonomy places the organism in Eukaryota, Fungi, Ascomycota, Eurotiomycetes, Eurotiales, Aspergillaceae. The transcript is spliced from 4 exons. The record is from RefSeq and is a predicted model, not a curated record. Gene Ontology annotation, molecular function: transcription coregulator activity. Gene Ontology annotation, biological process: regulation of transcription by RNA polymerase II. Gene Ontology annotation, cellular component: mediator complex; core mediator complex. The annotation marks the transcript as partial.
UGUAAAAUCGAGUCAUAUUAUAGACAGCUACAGAUAUAUAUUGCGCUUUGUGAUGUCGAGGGCUUCCGCACUGACUAUUAUACACUUCACAGCCCCAUAAAGCUUAAGCUCACCCACUCGUUCUUCUCUCUCUUCCCUUUCAAGCUAUUGGUUUUGCUAACUUCCGAGCCUACGGUCGCAGAGGGGUGGAUAUUUAGGUGCAUUGACGCUAUGGCCGACUCCUUCACUCUGCCUUUGCGCCCCAUCCAUGAGAAGCGUGAACGUCCAGAUACCUUGCCUGUGGAGAUCGCGCAAAUCAACAAUCAGUGGGGCUCCUUUCGGGAGGUGAACGAAGAUGUUCUUCGAAACAAGAUCGCCGAGGAGGAAGAGAAAGAUGGCAUGGAUGAGGUAGAUGAGAGUGGCCAAGAUGCGACCGAUCUUGACUCGACGGAACGCUUGGAGCAAUUGUACAAGCGGCGGGCCGAGAUCACUCAGUUCGCCAUGCAAGCUCACAUGGAGACCAUGUUUGCCCUCGACUUCGUCUCCCUUUUGCUCUCCAAGCAGUCCCCGCGUCAGGCCGAAACCUCCAUGUCGGCCUUCCUCAAGCAGGUUGCACCCCUUGGUUCGCUCAAUGCCGAGGUUGUGAACCCUCCCCCGAAGCCGGAAUCUACAACCAAAGAUAUAGCAGCGGUAUCAAGAGGAUGGCGGAUUCAAAAUUUCAACGCGGCCGCAAAUAAGCUUCUGCAGGCUGCUUCUAGACUUGAAACCGAAGUCGCGUCGGAGACUCGAUAUUGGAAUGAGGUGCUGGCUGUUAAGAACAAAGGAUGGAAAAUUUCUCGUCUCCCACGCGAAAAGCAAGCGCUGGGUGUGCAAUAUGGGUUCCUUGAAGCCACGCCGGUCUUCCGCGACCGCGGCCUUGCUUCUUUACGCCGAGCUGAGGAUGGGGCUUUGCUAUUGGAUGAAGGAUUGAUUCCGUCCAAAGCCCGUUAUGUCCGAGUACGCGUGAUACAGGAUGGCCGGCUUACGGGAAGUUCCAAACCGACGCGGUCCAGCCUCGACGGCGAUAGAACGAUUGAGGAUCGCAUUCUGCAAGCGCGUGACACUGUUUAUGAAGAGGAGCUUUUCCACGAGCUAGUCCGAGAAGCCCGGGCGAUCGCGAGCCUUGGCGUGACUACACGUCAGAAUCUCAUUCAAAUCCCUGCUUCCGAUGAUCUUGAAGUUUUACUGGACUUGGUUGAUACUGAUGAAAAUACGUUGCAACCCGAACAUGAUAUCACACAACAAGGUACUUCUCUUGCAGAGGGUUUGGCACAUACGAUUCGGAUAUUAUUGGCGUAUGCUCAUCGUCAAAAUUUGCGCCGUCGGACUCUACUUCCGCCGCCCCUGACCCCGAAAACGCGAUCUAUUCCUGAGCAGCAACUUAUUCGGCCAGCUCUAGCUUACAUCAAACACAUGUCUCACGUGCGCUGGCUUCAGUCAUUGUUGAAGGAUCUUUUCGGUGUUUUGCAAUCGGCAGAUUUGGAACUCCCAGCGUACACCACAAGAGUGUUUUCGACAGUGAGACAGAGACAAACCUCUCCUGACCCAAAAGUUGAGACACUAGUUGGACAGUUCCUUACCCCCUUGCUGUCUACGUUCAAUGGGAAAAUUUUGACCCCACGGGGUUCUUUCUCAAUCGCGAUUCACACCAACCUUUCCUCACCACCGUUCGGCACCACAUUUGAUGUGUCAUUCAAUAUGCCCAAGUACUCGGACCUUCAGUCUCCUGGUAAAAUUUCUCAUAGAGAUGACGUGGAAGCUGCCAUAACCCAUCUCUUGUUGCUUGAUGUUGUUUUCACCAUCUCAUCUAAGAGUUCACCAAGGUCUGACAGGGACCAAGUGAAACGCACAUGGGAAGCAAUUUACCCUCAACAUGGCGAACUUCUGCUCUCUCCUUCCAAAUCAGAAAAACGGAAAAAGAUGAAGAUUGCUCUAUCCCGCCAUGAACUGUCUCUUGAGAUUUACACCGUGCGCUGUAUCGACGGAACCGGGCGCGGGAAGUGUGAACAUCCUUCUUACCAUUCAGUGCCGCAUACUUGGAAACCAUCUAUUGCUGGGUCACCUAACCAGCCCUCUUUAAUGGAUUUUGUGUCCAAGGUGUGA